This is a messenger RNA of Polyodon spathula (Mississippi paddlefish), 1385 nucleotides long. It is a transcript of the gene klf1, whose product is annotated as Kruppel-like factor 1 (erythroid). The record is from RefSeq and is a predicted model, not a curated record. Gene Ontology annotation, biological process: regulation of transcription by RNA polymerase II. Gene Ontology annotation, molecular function: RNA polymerase II cis-regulatory region sequence-specific DNA binding; DNA-binding transcription factor activity, RNA polymerase II-specific. The coding region runs from base 136 to 1188 and encodes 350 amino acids. The transcript has 3 exons. NCBI's taxonomy places the organism in Eukaryota, Metazoa, Chordata, Actinopteri, Acipenseriformes, Polyodontidae.
CCAAAGGGAGGGAGGGAGAGAGGGUGAGAAUGGAAGCUAUGAAUUCAGAGCACUGAAAGGGGUUUGAAGUCAUUGGAAGCGUAAUAUCAGGACAGCCUCAAUACAGUAUCGUGGCACCGCGGAGAGGCUGCGGGAAUGGCGCUCACACAAGCUGUGCUGCCCUCUUUCAGGUGUUUCUCUGCUUCUCAGGACUCUCUCAAGUGGUGGAAGGCGGGUGAUCACCCUCCUCCUGCCCCUCUCUCCUCCGAGCUCCAGCCUGACGUUCCACCCCAGCCCCUGUUGCAGCAAGAGCACAGGGACGAGAGCAGUGCGUGUUGGGACGUGGAGUUCUUUGUGUCUGGCUUCAACACUCCCAGGUGUGAGCUGGGCUCAGCGCUGGACUGCAUCUCCCAUCCGCCCCAGCAGGCCAGCGCGAGGCGCGGGGACGAGGGGCUGCACCGGCUGUGGGAGAACGCAGUGGACCCCGAUAGCGGCUUGAUGGCCAGUCUUCUGACGUGUCAGCAGGUUCCGUCGACCCACCCCACUGCGGCUCUUUACACCGGGCACCAGAAACUGCACCCCAGCACCGGGGAUCCCUCUAGAGACUGCUCAGGGUUCUUUCUGGGGAACGAGUGCAAUGGAGAUUGGGAUCUGUGCCCCAAAGUGACCGGCGGCUCCACCUUUGAAGGGCAGUUCCUCCCAAACUGGGCGGCCGCGAUGCAGCUCCAACCUCCCAUGAUGCAACACCACAACCUGCUUCACAAUUACCCCAGUAGCGGUUCCUACCUGUCUCAAAGCCACCAGUACCUCCAGUUUCAGCCCACAGGGCACCCCCACUCGCUCAUCACCCCAGCUCCUCCUUCUUCCAACGCGGGCUCGGCUCUGCCAGCACCCCCCAGCGGCCUGGAGGGGAAGCGCGGCGGCAAGACAGCAGCCAGGAAACAAGCGGCCGUGCACCACUGUGAGCACCCGGGCUGCAGCAAGACCUACACCAAGAGCUCACACCUCAAAGCUCACCGGCGCACACACACUGGUGAGAAGCCCUAUCACUGCCCCUGGCAGGGCUGUGGCUGGAAGUUCGCCCGCUCCGAUGAGCUGACCCGGCAUUACCGCAAGCACACCGGGCAGCGCCCGUUCCAGUGCCAGCGGUGUGAGCGGGCAUUCUCCCGGUCCGACCACCUGGCGCUGCACAAGAAGAGACACGCCUGAGCGCGCAGCACGCCGCACGAAACACGCAACGCGUUCAGCUGAACGGUGUCUGUGGACGGAUCCUUUAUCCAGCUAAAACCGAACCGCAGUGCCCCCUAGUGGACAGAUCCAUGUAGCGCACACAGAUAGACAGACAGACACACAGAUACACAGACAAACAGACACACAGACACACAGACAAACAGACAGACACAGGC